CUCAUUUUAACUGUGUAAUACAGACCCCGCUCCCGUGGCAUGCGACGCAAAACGGAAACUCAAUUUAAUUAAUGUCGUUUUGGUGAAAGCGGGAGCAUUUAGCCACGGGGAAGCUGCGAGGCUUUGUCUAUACUACCGGGUGCAGCAUUUUAAUGUUUGAUCGCAAAGUCGUAUUCUCAUACAAGUUGGCUGCGAGGUUAUGAUCACUUCAGCACAUUAAGUGACCAAACCCUCAGCCACCAUCUCGUUUAUAUGGCGGCAAAGGAACCUGCAGAAAAUGAUGUCAGCCUUCCCUUCCCCGCGUUGCAGCUCUUGGCCCCGCCCGUGCGGCUGGUGUCGGCGGCCGUGUGGAAGGUGUUGAAGCAGAGGGACGUGGCUCGGUACGGCGUCGUUGAAGAGUUCGUGACGUCGGUGUGCGAGAGCGUACCUGGGAUGCUUACCUUUCGGCACCAGGGUAAGCUGACGUUGGGACUGCGAGGACGGUUGAUUCUUGAACUCCUCUCCUGCAGUCCAGAUCAUCCCGACCUGGAGCUUAUAAACCGACAUAUGGAACGGUUCUGUGCUCCUGCACCCUGUUCCACAGCUCAUAAACUGAAAAAGGACCUAAAGAUCGAGAGGACGGUGAGCAGCUUCCACGAGCUGGUGGAGACUCUUCUGCAGGACCCCGCUGAAAGACUGCAGUUCUUCAAGGAAGAGUUUCCUGAGGAGUAUGGUCCCAAGUUUGAUGAGGAACUUGAAAAGCUGCUCUGGGAGUUUUUGAUUCGCCUGGACCAGCUGCUCCCGGUUCCUAACCUGGUUCAGACGGUGUCGUGGCUCAGCACUGCCCCCCCUGUGCUGGAGGAGUGUGCGCAGGCGGCCACCCAGCCUCAACUGCUGAAAACCAUUCUUCAGUACCAGACAUGUUUAGGCCGUCUGGAAGUGGCUGCCUCCCUGCCUCCGAAAAUGGGCGACUCCAUCUUGACUUCGCUGUCCCUCCUGCCCUCUGGGAAGCCGCCCUCCGCCCAGCCGACAGCGGUCGGCCACAGCCCCUUCUCGAGGAGCAAGCCGGGCGCCAGGCGCCCGACAGACGCCGCGGAGAAUACGAGCCAGUUUAUCUCGCCGGUCAUCGGGCUGAUAUCCAACAAAGACGUGCCGGCCAUGAUCACGGCGGCCGGCAGGAAGAAGGCGGCGAAGGACAAGGAGGAGAGCGAGAGGAGCAACGGAGUGAAACGCAAACAGCCCGACGCCGGCGAGGAAGAAGGAGCGGGCACGGAGGAGGGGGAGGAGGAGGAGGAGGAGGAGGAGGAGUGGAGCCCGGCGGGGUGUGGCACCGCUAAAAGGGGCCGGAGGAGUUCGAAGAAGCGCCGCGGAAGACCGAGUGGACGCCAGCGGAGCCGAAGCAAGAGUCUCUCGGAAGACGGCGACGGGGAGCCGGACACCGCGGGGCCCCUGAGUGAGGCCCGCGGGGCCCGGCCAGCCCUGUUCUCCUCCUGUCUGCGCCAGCAGCCCAUGGUGCUCCUCCGCAGGCUGGACCAGGCAGCGUUGGGCACCGCUAAUGCUGAAGGUGCGGGGUUCAAGGGUGAACAUGACGUCAAGAACGAGGAGGACGACGAUGACGACGACAACGGCGAGCAGGGAAGUAGUGGCAACGUGCGCGCCAAGAAGAAUGUGCUCAAGAUCUCAGCGGGGAAACGGAGGAAGUGCAAGACCCAGCCCCCCUGUUCAGAUGACAAAGAGAAUUGUCAUGUAUAUCCAGGUAUAUCCAGCCCUCCAACAAUUACAGAGUCACAUCACACACCCGGAGAAAGCGACGACGUCAUAGGAGAUUCUGAGGAUGAGGCCACAAAGAACUUUAAGGGGAUGCUGUUUGUGAAGCGUUACUACAAGACCAAACACGACACCUAUGUUCCAACUCUGCGUGAAUUCUGUAAACCUUGGAUGGCCAGGCCUAACUUGCUCUCCCCCGGCUGAUGGAAGAGAUGGCGUAGAUGCAUGUUCACGGUCAUGUGUGUGCGAUGUCACUUAUUAAAUGAUGUUUACGCCGUUUUAACAUAA
This is a messenger RNA of Gadus macrocephalus (Pacific cod), 2034 nucleotides long. RefSeq names its product TERF1 (TRF1)-interacting nuclear factor 2 (gene tinf2). Gene Ontology annotation, biological process: regulation of telomere maintenance via telomere lengthening; telomere capping. Gene Ontology annotation, molecular function: telomeric repeat DNA binding. NCBI's taxonomy places the organism in Eukaryota, Metazoa, Chordata, Actinopteri, Gadiformes, Gadidae. The transcript is spliced from 10 exons. The record is from RefSeq and is a predicted model, not a curated record. Bases 253 to 1950 code for a protein of 565 amino acids. Gene Ontology annotation, cellular component: shelterin complex.